AUGAAGAGAGGGAAUUUUUACGGUGAUUAUUUUUUCCAGUGGGACACGGCUGGCCAGGAGCGAUUCAGAACGAUAACUUCCAGUUACUAUAGAGGAGCUCACGGCAUCAUAAUUGUAUACGAUGUAACGGAUCGUGAAAGCUUCAACAAUGUUAAACAUUGGGUGCAAGAAAUUGACAAAUAUGCGACUGAGAAUGUCAGCAAGCUGUUGGUCGGCAACAAGAGUGACCUCACAUCAAAAAAGGUUGUCACCUACGAUGAGGGUAAGGAGUUGGCAGAUCAGCUCGGAAUUUCUUUUUUGGAAACUUCUGCGAAAAACUCGCACAACGUUGAGCAGGCAUUCAUUGAAAUGUCCAGAGGCAUCAAGUCACGGGUUAAGACUACGCCUCAGCCUAAUCGAUCGGGUGCGGGCGGCCCUGCACGUCUUAGGCCGGGACAGCCUGCUCAUGGCAAUCAAUCUGGGUGCUGCAGUGGGUGA
Molecule: messenger RNA, 477 nt
Organism: Perkinsus marinus ATCC 50983
Lineage: Eukaryota; Perkinsozoa; Perkinsida; Perkinsidae
Product: RAS small GTpases RIC1/ypt1, putative
Exons: 5
Coding region: 1-477 (158 amino acids)
Molecular function (GO): GTP binding; GTPase activity
Source: RefSeq, a predicted model, not a curated record